AUGGGAUCUUUGCCCAAAGUGCGUAACGUCUACGUUCUUACUUGGCGCUUUGUGUCACAGGGAUUGCAGGGCUCUGGAACCGUGGUGGCUCUGAACUCUCAAGAAGCAGUGGAAGGUGCAGGCUUAGGCAAUUCUCUCGGCUUGCCCCAGGCUAAGGAGAACAGGAGCAAACGCCUGGAGAAAGUCCAUGUUGUUCUUGGGAAUAAAUCCUGUGAUUUGGAUUCUCUCAUUUCUGCUCUGACCUAUGCCUACUUUCUAGAUAAGGUCAGCCCUCCUGAUGUUCUUUGCUUACCGGUGUUGAACAUACCACGAAGAGACUUCAGCUACUUUACAGAAACAAGAUUUAUCCUGGAGGAAUUGAAUAUCCCUGAGUCGCUCUAUAUCUUCCGAGAUGAAAUCAAUUUGCACCAGCUGAAUGAUGAAGGGAAAUUGUCUUUAACACUUGUAAACAGCAGCAUGCUGACAAGUGAGGAUAAAAGUUUGGAAUCAGCUGUUGUCAAAGUCAUCAAUCCAGAUGAGCAAUGUGAUGGCAGCCUGGAGUUACAAGCAUCUUCUUCCUCUCUAGUAGUAAAAGAGAUUCUUCAAGAGGCACCAGAGUUAAUCACUCAGCAACUGGCUUAUCUCCUCAGAGGAAGCAUUCUCUUCAAGUGCAUGUCUUUGGAGCCUGAGAGAAUUGCAGCACAGCAGGAGAAAGUGCUGUCAAUUCUGGAGGAAAAGUUUCCAGAUCUGCCCCCACGGGAGGAAAUUAUCUCAGUUCUCCAGGAGAAUCAGUUUAGCCCUCCAAGCAUAAGUAUUGAGGAGGUUAUGCUGAAGGAUCUCAAGGAACUUUCAGAUGGAGAAAUCAAAGUAGCAAUUAGCACUGUGUACAUGACACUGGAGGACUGUGUGUUACACAGGAGUCUCCUUGGUGAUCUGAAAGCAUUCAUAGAUAAAUACGGGUUUGAUGUACUUGUCAUUUUGGCCAACUAUUUGUCAGAUGAGGAGGAAACAAGACGACAAAUAGCAGUAUAUUCAGAAAACUUAGAACUGGGCAGUCAAAUCUGCUGUGAAUUAGAAGAAUGUCAGAAUCCUUGUUUGGAGCUGGAUCCUCUAGAAUGUGGAUGUGAUCAAAUUCUUGUUUAUCAUCAAGAAAAUUCUUCGGUGACCUGUGACCAAAUAUUUCUUCUGGUUAAGGAAGUUAUAAAUAGAAGACAACCAGAAAUGGUGUCAAACAGUAGAACUUCUUCUACUGAAGCUGUUGCUGGGAGUGCACCACUUUCACAAGGAUCUUCUGGUAUUGUGGAGUUAUAUGGUUCUGACAUAGAACCACAACCCAGUUCUGUUAAUUUUAUAGAAAAUCCUCAAGAUUUGAAUGGAUCUAUACCAGCCCAUGUUGAUGUUAAUAUAGAUCUUGUGAGUCCAGACAGUGGAUUGGCCACUAUUAGAAGCAGCCGGUCUUCCAAGGAGAGCUCUGUUUUUCUUAGUGAUGAUAGCCCUGUUGCAGAAGGUGCUGCUUCCCAUCACAAUCUUCUGCCUGGUUUUGAUUCUUAUAGCCCUAUUCCUGAAGGUACAAUACCAGAAGAACAAAAACCACAGUCUAGGAACAACAGUGAUAACUUUGAUCUUUUCAAUUUUGAUCUAGCACCCGUGGUUACAGCUCCAUCUGAGUCAUCUUCUCGUUCUGUUGACUGUUCCCCAGCAGAUGACUUUUUCCUUAAUAGUGAUUCAUCAGAAGGACAACCACCCACUGUGCAAAAAGAAAUCAAUGAGGCAAACCUACUAGAAAAUGACAUAGCGAAUUAUUCAACUAACUUACUAAUGACAACAAAUGAGGAAGACAAUUUAGCUGAAUUUGAUGGAAAUCAGGAAGAUAGAUGUGAGAAAACUGCAAGCUUGAUUGAUUUGGUUGAAGGUGAUUCUUCUUCACCUGAAAUGUUGAAAUCUGCUGAUACAAGAAUACCACCAACUCCUAUGAACAGUCUUGUAGAAACUUCACCAUUAGAUAAUGGGCAGCCUUUGUUUUUCCCACAAGAUGUAGUAAAAAAAAUUAAUGAAAUGGAUAGCACAAACUAUUCUCAGUCUCGUGUUAGGUAUGGGAGCUGGUGGGAUGGCUUUGACUUGGAGUCCAGAAAUGACGAUACCUGGAGUUCAAGCGAGCAGGAAUCUGUAUUUCAGAGCCCUGUCCUAUGGAAAGAUUGUAAAGCAAGCCCCUUGUUACGGGAACAUAUUGAAAGAAGAGCUUCAGAUUCUGUAUUUUUGCAGAAACAGACAAAGCAAGCGGAAUACACAAGAUCAGGUCUCUGGGAUAAUCAAUUUAAGCAAAAUAAUCAGAACCUAGAGAACGAUGAGAAAAACAUUGAACAUUCGUGUUUGCAAACUGCUUCUUUGAUGGAGACAGAGCAAGAGCUGGAUAACUUUACUGACCCAUGGAAGGCAGAUCAGCCAUUACCUGUGGUGUCAGAUGUGUGGUAUACUGGUGAAGGGAAAGGUAGUGAACAAGCUGGAGAUGCUUAUGAAGUCUGGGCUAGGUUUGAUGCUAAAUCCUCAGAAAAUGUAUGGAACAUGCCCAAACUGGACAGAGAAAAAAAAUCAAUGAAUAAUCCAGAGGAAUGGGCCGUAUCAAAAACUAGCUUAUCAGAUUCUUCAGAUAUUGUAGCAGGCAGUGAGACCAAUAAUGUACCUGUUCAGGUGUCUCCAGAAGCCUGGGAUAAAGAGAGAUUCUGUUCAGUAGAAGAAUAUGGAACACUCGAAAAUACAAAUUCUAGUAUUAACAAUAUGCAAAACAAUUUCAAGUUACAAAUAGAGGAAAAAAAUCUGUUAGUUGGCCCUAAACAUAGACCAAAACAUUUUGAAAAUAUAGAGACCUGGAAUUUAUAUGACAAAAACAUCAGGAAAGAAGUAACAGAAGUAGUGGUGCCAUGGGAAGAUACCUUCUUGGCCUAUAAAUGCUCAGACCUUAGCUCAUCAAACAUUGGUGAAGAUUUAAUUGUUUCUCCACUAGAUACCAAUUAUUCAACAUCUGACUCAUAUAUAUCACCUACAUAUGUGGGAGAUGAAAAAGAAAAUGAGGACAAAGAUUUUGACAAAGAAGCAGUAACUGAUAAAUUUAUAAAUCCAAAUUUGGAUGAACCAGAAGUACUUGAGAAAACAGAUAAGGAACCAUUAUCCCCUAGAAAGAUGCCUUUUUCAGUCUCUAGAAACACAGCCAUUUGGAACACACCCUUAAAUAAUGAAACCUACUUAAAAGAAAUAAAUUCUCAGAUUACUGCUCUUUCUGCCACUGGUAUACCUGUUCUUAAUUCAGAACAAACAGCUAAUCAGUAUUUUUCUGCUGAGAAAAAUACGGAUGAAAAUAACUUUCCCAUUUCUCAAAACAGAAAAAUAAUACCAGUAUACAGUCAAACUGUGAAUGACUUGUCACCAUCACAGAAUGAACUAAAUAUUAGAUGUAUACCUGAAAAUGUAGAAGUGGUGAGCAAUGUUCCCAUAGAAGACACAGACACUUCUACAACCACUUCAGAUGCUGGUAAUGAUUUGAACCUGAAAGAAUUUGAUUUAGGAAGUGAGAUACUGGGUAUAGAAGAAACACAAAACACUGCUGUUGAUGAUGAAAAGAUGGAUAGUUGGCAGUCAGUGCUGGAGCCAACCUCACAGAGUUUACAGACAGAGCAGAAUUGUGAGGAAGCCUGGGAGAACUGCAGUACAGUUGUCUCCUCUCAGGAAGGAAAAGAGGAAUUUAAGACAAUAGAUGGAAGAGAUGGACAGCAAAAUAUUAGUGAUGUCUGUAAGAAACCAAUGCAAGAAGACAGUGAAUCUUCGUGUAAUGCUGAUUCAAAAGAAAAUAGGUCAAUGUGUGAAGUUCCCAGUUCGCUAGAGGAAAGGCGGAAUAGUGUUAGUUUGGAAGAUUUAGACAGAGAGAACAUGUCAUUCUCCAAUGACAGUAAUUUAGUGAGUCAGGAGGACAGCAAAGAAGUAUUACAAGACAAAGCAGAAUCUUCUUCAAGUGCUUCUGAGGAAGAUAGAAAUUAUGAACUUUUUGAUGAUUCCAAGCAACAAGACUACAGUUGUUGUGAAACAUCAUAUAUACUUUCUGAGAAUGAUGAAAAGGAGACUAUAGUGAUAGAUCAUUCACUGAGUCCUGAGACGGAGAGUAUCUCUGAAAGUUCUAAUAAAUGUACUAAUAAUCAUGAAGAAAAUUCUAAAGUGACUGGAAAUGUAGUUAUCUGCAGUGACUCUGGGGAGAGUGGUUCUCACUUAGCCACAUCAGUUCCUUUGAUGAAUGAAGUAGCAGAAGUGCAGAGAGAAGAGAAAGAGGGUUUACAUGAUGUGGUUCCUAAUAACUUAGGUCUUUGUAAUACUGAGUCUUCUGAAGAUAGUCCAGAACUGGGCAGCACUCAUGAAAAAUCUUUCAUAGAUGAGUCUCCACAAGUUAAAUUUCAGAAAAGUACUUCUGAAUAUGUAAGUGUUCCUGACAUUACAGAUACUUCUUUGGUUAAAAAUGGAUUUUCUCAUGACACAGAUGCUGGGAGAAAUGAAAAUUCUGAAAAUUUAGCAUCUGCUAAUAAUCUUUUUGGGGAGGAGUGUGAGACACUUCAUGACAGUUUUCCCCAAACUGUUUGGAAUUCACAGCCAGGUGAAGAUUUGCAAUCUCCUGGAACUAGUCCUGAAGCAAGUGAAGUCCUUGAAAUGGCAAACACCACAAGUAGCAUUUCUAGAGAUAUACAGAUCAAAAGUUAUUUAGAAGAAGAUAGUAUAUGGAGUGAUUCCAUAAAUGAUUACACACAGUCAAGUGGAACAAGCCCUGAUUUAAGUAAUGCGUCUGUGAAUGCAUGGGAAGACCUUCCAGUUGCUACUCAUCAAAAAGGCAGUGAAGAUAUGUGGGAUUUUACAAAUGGUAAGAAGCCUGAGGAAGCUCAUAAAAUAAGAGAAUUUGGGAAUGAAUGUCAAGAAGGACUUGAAACAAGCACUGAACACAAAAUUCCUAAAAAUUUAGAUUUUUGGAAUGCCCAUGUAGAUGAUGAUACUGUGUCUUCCUUGUCAAGUCCAGAAAUAAAUGAGCAUUCAGAGAGUUCAGAUACAUGUCCAGCAGUGAUUUAUGAAGAUUCCAUGUGUGAAAAAAAGAAGCACAGGACAUCUGAAAUUGAAGAGGAUUAUUAUACACAAAACAGUGCAACAAGUCUUGAAACGAAUGAAAACAGUUUACACGCAAAAGCCAAGGUGGGAGAGGUGGUUCAGGUAGGCAUCUUAAAAGAGAAUCCUGAAGCAAUUAAAGCUGAGAGUGUGUCAAAAGUUGGCUUGACUAUAACUGAGUCUGAUGAAGCUUCCAAACAUUUACAGCACUGGGAAACACUUCAGAAAAAAACUCAUGAGACUCUUUUCAGUGAAGGAAUGAGUACUGCAGAAGACUCAUGUUGGCAUCAAGUUGAUGAAGAUACCACACCGACUUUUGCAGUUGGUGAUAAAGAAGAACAUUCUGCAAGAGCUUUAGAUACGUGGAAUAUGCCACUGGAAGCUGAUUUAAGAGUUGAACUAAAGUCCACAGUAGAAACGUUUGUUUUUCCAGGUGACAGUUCAGAGUGGUGGAAGUCACAAAGCUGUGAAGAAAAGCCAAUGGAAGAUCAGAAUUCUUCUUCAAGUGCUUCUGUAGCAAAACAAUUGAUAAACAGUAAUCAGGACUCCUGGGGACCACCUGUAUCAAAUGAAGAGCCAGAAGAUGCAGGUUUCACUGAUACGAGGAAUGAAGGAAUUCAGGAUCCCCACCCAUACAGCAGUGAAAAAGAAAAUGAAAAGGUAGCACAGGUUAUGGAUAUUCAUGAUAGUCAAAUAAAUCAAGAUACUAUACAGUUCCAACAAUUUGAUCCUUUCAUACUAGACAAAAAAGGAAGGGACUUUAAAGAGCAGUCUCUUCCUACACAUGAGGGAGAACAGCUGACUCCACACAAUAUUGUUUCAGAAAAUUUUAAACCAAGUGUGUCAAAGACAUCAGUUGAAGAAAACCCAAUGCUUGCUCAACCAAAUGACAGUGAGACAGAUGCAAGUCGCAUUCCUCAAGAACAACAACUGAAUACCUGUGAAACAUUAGAAAUGCACAACUCCCUGUCAGGUGCUUUCAUUGUAGAAGACUUAUCUUUUGAAAUGACAGAGAAAUCAAGUCCAGGGUGGAAUAUAUUAGUUCCCCAGCCCGCGCUUAUUCCAGAUAUUUUACAGGAUAACGCCCAAGAAAGUAAUCAUCUGUUUUCAGUGAAACCUGAUCUGUGGACUAAUGCUGAACAGUUUUUCACUUUGAAAGCAGACAGUGAAAAUCCUGAUGUAGUAAGUCACUGUGACCAAGACAGUAGUUCAGAUGCAUCAGCCAGUCCAGAUGUAUGCCAGGAGUAUGAUGCUAGACAUGCCUCUCUCCCAUCUUCUCAGACUAAGGUGGAGCCUGAAGACAGUCAGAUGAUUUGCACAUUGUCAGAUAUGAAUAAAAAGGUAGAUUUUGAUUCAAAGUCUCAGGUAGCAAUGCAGAAGUUGGAAGCACAGUCUGAAAGUGACAGUCCUCAGUACUAUGAUCAAGGAAAGACAGAUGGAUCUUGCCAACUGAUCUCUUCUAAUGAGCAGGAACCUUCUGUAUUUGAAAUUUUGGAAGAAUAUGGCCCAGGAAGGAAACUUGUUACUGAGCAAAUUGAGCCGGUUAAGAUACCCACUGAAGUUUUAGGAGUAACAUCCUUAGAUCCCAGAGAUACAUUUCCUGAAAGUCAUACUGCUGCAAGCCAUCAAGACACUGAGCUUGAUUCAGCUCAAAUAGUGAACUCCCAAACACAUUUUAUUCCCAGUGAUUUCAUUCUAUCAAGUAUGCCAGAACAAAGCUUAAAAGAAAUAAGUGCCUUGGCUGAAAUAGGAAAACAUUCUGAUACUGACCAAACAGCAAUAAACAGGGGUGAAUUAGAAAUAGCAGAUGAAUGCAUGGAUGGAUCUAAGACUGGGGUAGAAGAUAACAUCAGUGAAACAUCUGUCACUAAUAUCCCAUCAAGUACAUGUACAAGAAUCAACACAUGGACGGUAGUGGGCAGUGAAACAGCAGAAAGGGAAUCAAGUGCCAAACAACUGCUCUGCAGAUCUUCUCUGCCUGAUGAUAAUGAAGACUAUGACUCCGAUUCAAAGCAUCAGUUCAUUGAUGACAUAAUAAAAGAACCCAAGCAUAAAAUUGAAAAUGAUGCUUCUCUUUUUAAGGGAACGCCUAGUGAUCAAUCGCCAGUGAUAUGCAUUCCACCUUCCAAUGUGUCUCUUGGUGCCAAACCCUCUGGCAGCACAGAGUGUGCUGAGGAUGAGCUUUUGUUACAGAAGCCCUUUUGUGACAGUGGUUCUUUGGAAAAGCCUCCUCAGGAAGAUGCAGAAGGCACCCUAGCGAUGAAAGAUGACAGCGUUAAGGAUCAGAUGCCUGACACAUCCACAGAGUGUCCUCAGGAAGAUCCCCUGUUGAUAUCUCCACCCUUGAAGUCUGAAGUAGCUCCAGGAGCCUCUGACGUGUUGAAAGAAAUCGAACAUGAGCCGGAAACAACUGAUCUUGACUCACCGCCAGGUGGAGAUAAAAGAUCAUCCAAUGAAGCCACCACUGACCCACUUCAUAGAGAGAGCAAGUCGAGAAAUUCCUCUGAGAGCUCUGAACUGGAAAAUACGGAAGGUAAGGAAGAUAUGAGGAUGCAGGUGCACCAAGAUCAAACUUCACUGGAGAUGGAUUACAUCCUUGUUACUGGGGAAGAAAAUACACCUUCAAGGGAGGAUACCCUUGAAAUAAAAGGAAGUGAUUUUGCAUUUCAAGAAGUUAAUGUAGCUGAACAAACAGAAUCUCAUGAAGGCUUUUCACCAGGCUCCUCGGAUACAUUUCAAGCGAUUUCCAUAAUAAAUGAAAGGGAAGGCCAGUGUGCUUGGGAGAUUGAAUGGGACUCUGUUAACUUAGCAGAGAAAAGUUCUUCUGUCAUGCCUCAAAAAGUGGAUGAUGAAAGGAGAUCACCGGAGAAAUGUGGGCAAGAUGAGGGCUGGAUUGUUUUGGGCCAAACUGAAGUUGGUUGCAUAUCACCUGAGGAACUUGCUGCCAGAUUAGAGACUGCAAAAUCAGGACCUGGACAUUCUGGAAAAGAACUGGAAGCUGUUGCAGAGCAGGAAUCAGUUCUUGAUGCUCAAGCGGAAUAUCAGCUAGAUGGUGGUGAUGGUGGAUGGGAAGCAAAUUCUCAACAGAGACUCAGAAAUAACGUAGUAACAGAACAAGAAAUGGAGGAAGAAACCGUGUUUCUCAGCAGUGAAAGAAAACUGAGUCAGAAAUCAGGAUUGCCACUGGAGAAUGUGGGAAUGGACAUCCCCAUUGCUGAGGGUGUAUUAAGCCCAAGUUCUACAGAAAUGAGACCUGAACCUCCCAAUUCUCUUGAUCUGAAUGGCUCCCAUCCCAGAAGAAUAAAGCUCACAGCUCCAAAUAUCAAUCUGUGUUUGGACCAGAGUGAAGGAUCAGUACUUUCUGAUGAUAAUUUAGAUACCCCAGAUGGAAUUGACAUCAAUGUAGAUGACCUUGACACUCCUGAUGAAGCAGAUUCUUUUGAAUACAGUGGACAAGAACACCAGGCAGUCCUUAAGGAUGCUUCCCAUGAGGCAUCUGAAUCAAUUCCAGAAUACACUGCUGAAGAGGAAAGAGAGGACAACAGGUUGUGGAGAACAGUGGUUAUUGGAGAACAAGAGCAAAGGAUUGAUAUGAAAGUCAUUGAACCUUACAGAAAGGUCAUUUCGCAUGGAGGAUACUAUGGUGAUGGUCUGAAUGCUAUCAUUGUGUUUGCUGCAUGCUUCUUGCCAGACAGCAGUCGAACUGACUACAAAUAUGUCAUGGAAAAUCUUUUCCUGUAUGUGAUAAGUACCUUAGAACUGAUGGUGGCUGAAGACUAUAUGAUUGUCUACUUGAACGGAGCUACGCCAAGAAGGAGGAUGCCAGGACUUGGCUGGAUGAAAAAAUGUUACCAAAUGAUUGAUCGACGAUUAAGGAAGAACCUCAAAUCAUUUAUUAUUGUCCAUCCAUCAUGGUUCAUCAGGACAAUUCUGGCUGUGACACGACCUUUUAUAAGCUCCAAGUUCAGCAGUAAGAUACAGUAUGUCAGCACUCUUGCAGAGCUCCGUGAGAUGAUUCCAAUGGAAUAUGUGCACAUACCAGAGAGCAUUGUCAAACUGGAUGAAGAGCUGAGGGAAGCUUCAGAAACAGCUAAAACUGGCUGCCUCACAAAUGAUCCAGAAAUUACUUCAAUGGAGCAGGAGUAA
Messenger RNA from Tinamus guttatus (white-throated tinamou), 9255 nucleotides. The record is from RefSeq and is a predicted model, not a curated record. Lineage: Eukaryota; Metazoa; Chordata; Aves; Tinamiformes; Tinamidae.